AUGGCUAGAACCAAGCAGACUGCCCGUAAGUCCACUGGUGGCAAGGCUCCCCGUAAGCAGCUCGCCUCCAAGGCCGCCCGUAAGGCUGCUCCCUCUACCGGUGGUGUCAAGAAGCCUCACCGCUACAAGCCUGGUACUGUCGCUCUGCGUGAAAUCCGUCGCUACCAGAAGUCGACUGAGCUCCUGAUCCGCAAGCUGCCUUUCCAGCGUCUGGUCCGUGAAAUUGCUCAGGAUUUCAAGUCCGACCUCCGCUUCCAGUCCUCUGCCAUCGGUGCUCUUCAGGAGUCCGUUGAGGCCUACCUCGUCUCCCUCUUCGAGGACACCAACCUGUGCGCCAUCCACGCCAAGCGUGUCACCAUCCAGUCCAAGGACAUCCAGCUCGCCCGUCGUCUUCGUGGUGAGCGCUCUUAG
Messenger RNA from Aspergillus fumigatus Af293, 411 nucleotides. RefSeq names its product histone H3 (gene hhtA). Gene Ontology annotation, cellular component: nucleosome. Gene Ontology annotation, molecular function: protein heterodimerization activity; structural constituent of chromatin; DNA binding. NCBI's taxonomy places the organism in Eukaryota, Fungi, Ascomycota, Eurotiomycetes, Eurotiales, Aspergillaceae. Gene Ontology annotation, biological process: rRNA transcription. The record is from RefSeq and is a predicted model, not a curated record.